AAACCCGUAUCGGAUCGACCCGACCCGUAAAAUAGUAAUUCUGAUUCUCACGGACGGGUGUGGUGAAAUCUUUCUACUGGUUUGUCUGUGCGAUUCUCAGAUCUUCGCUUUUCGGUGAUGGAUGCUCAAGCGAAGAAGAAGGCGUUGUUCCGCUCCAAACUCAACGCCAAGAAGAAAGACUCCCGCAUCGAUUCUCCUCUCGUUAGGUACAACGAAUCAGACCAGCCUGUGUGCCGAGUGUGCAAUGUCGUGUUGAAGUCUGAAUCACUAUGGGAUGUCCACCAAGCUUCUCGUAAGCAUCACGAGGCAAUCGAUAAUUUAAAGGCUAGUGCAGCUGGAGUUCAACGAGGUAGCAAACCUGCUGAAACUAAGCCAACAAAACUUGUAGAAAGUUCGGCUGCUGCUAUAUCAUCCAAUUCUCAGACAUCAUCAUCUGAAUCUGCAGAAGUUGAAUCGUCAAAACCUAAGAACGUGCAUCAAGGUUCAGAAACAAAUAAGACUAAAGGACCUCUUCCAGAGGGAUUCUUCGAUAAUCAGCAAACUGAUUCUUCAGAUACCAAACCCACGAUUGAGCCUAAAGAGAGUCAGACGCAGGCGACUGGUACAGUGGUGAAGGGAGCCCUUCCCACUGGUUUUUUCGAUAAUAAAGAAGCUGACCUGCUUGCCCGUGGAAUAAAGCUUGUCAAACCAGAUAUUAAGGACGAAUAUAAAGAAUUUGAGAAGUUGAUACAAGAAGAUCUGCAAGUAGUGGAUAGUCGCAUGGAAGAAGAAGAGGUUGAUGCUGCGGAAACCAUUGAGGAGGAGGAACAACGAGAGCAAAGAUCAUACAAAGAGAAAGUGGAGAUUCUGAAGAAGAGGAAGAUGGAACUGAAAGCGGCUAGAUUAGCUAAGCGCAGCAAAACCGCUGAAGGGUCAGUUAAAAAGCCGAAGAAGACUGAAGAAGAAUCGCCCAGCGAUGAUGAGGAUGACGAGGAUUCUGCUGUUGAUUGGAGAGCUCAGCAUGUUUGAAAUAAGUCAAUGUUCCUCUAGUAAAACAUUCAGUCUUGUGUUAGCAAAUCCUCGGGGAAAAGGAAUCAAUUUCUCUUGCAGAAUUUUCAAAGCUUAUAAUAUGCGAUUAAUUAUGGAGUUUGCGGUUAUAAUUUCAUCACUGGAGCCUCUCGAAAGAGAGCUUCAGUAUUUGAGGAAGAGUUAAACCUUUGGAACUACGGUAGUUGGUAAACACUUCACUUUAUUA
Molecule: messenger RNA, 1234 nt
Organism: Brassica oleracea var. oleracea
Lineage: Eukaryota; Viridiplantae; Streptophyta; Magnoliopsida; Brassicales; Brassicaceae
Product: zinc finger protein 830
Exons: 7
Coding region: 118-1008 (296 amino acids)
Biological process (GO): nuclear DNA replication; mitotic DNA replication checkpoint signaling; mitotic DNA damage checkpoint signaling
Cellular component (GO): spliceosomal complex; nucleus
Molecular function (GO): zinc ion binding; nucleic acid binding
Source: RefSeq, a predicted model, not a curated record